GAGCGUCGGUGUUGUGAAAAGGAUGUGAAAUCGCCGCCAGCCCGGUUGACUGCUUCGAUUUGUGUCCCUAUGGUCGGGAUAAUAUUUAUAUUUUUUAAAUGACAGCUAUCUCUCAAACAAUAAGCAAAUGAGAUAAUUCGGAAAUGGCGGAACAUACGGCGAGCGACCUGUCGGCCAGCAAAGCGGUCGACUUUCAGGCGACGGCGGAGGCUUACUACAGUAUCGCCGUGGAGAAAGUGAAGGAUGUUGUGUCGUCACUGCCUGAUGACAUCAGACCCGGGCCGGACCUGUACGGGGUGCCAUGGGAACCGGUCAUCGUCUCCAGUCUGGUGGGGCUGGUGACAAUGCUGCUGUUCACCUGGAGAUGUUAUAGCUCUGUCAAAAGCAGAAUGUAUCAAAGUAAAGAGCGGAGGAUGGCUGAUCAAGUGGCGGAGCUGCUGGACGAGAAGUGUAAAGUCCUUGAGACUCUCAGCAAAUGUCAACAAGAGUAUGAUGACCUGGAGAGCACGCUGAGGGACAGUGGUGUCUUGGCCCAAACUCAAAAGUCAGAUCAUUUGGAGGUCAAAGCCAGACAGUUAGAACAUGCUAAAAGGGAGCUGGGUGUGGAUCUGGUACAGCUGAAGGAUCAACUGGACCAGCAGAGGGAACGUAGGCUAGAGCAGGAAAGGAGGUUAGCUUUUCUUGACGAGAGCAUGAAAACCACUGAAGAAGAAACCAGAGACCUCCAGUCACAAGAAGAGCAGGCACAAACCACUCUGAAGGUGUACAGCAUGAACAGUGACAGACUCCAGAGCAAUCUGGAAAGGGCUGGAGAGGAGAACGCCCUGUUGCAGGAGAGCAAUGCUCAGUUGAGGCAGCAGGUGGAGGGAUGGGCAGAGAGAGUGAGCGAGUUGGAGGAGGACAUGAGCAGGUGCGAGGUGGCCCACAGCGUGAUGCUGCAGGAUGUGGCCAACAAGGAUGAGCGCAUAACGUCGUUGACAGAUCGGCUGCUGAGGAUGAAAGCUUGGGACUCAGACCUGGAGGAGGAGGGCGGGGAGGAAGGAGAGAAGGAGACAUCCAACGGCAGAGCGGCGGCGAACGGAAAAGUGGACGUCACGGACGCACCAGGCCAUCUCCAGAAAGUCCAGAAACUCAUCUACGCUGCUAAGUUGAACGCAGACCUCAAAUCGGUAGACGAAGACAAGGACCGACUGUUUGCCAAGCUGAACGAUGAAGUCAAAGCAAAAGAAGACCUGCAAGUGAGCAUCAAGGAGCUGGACAAUGAGAAGUUAUCUCUGCAGUCGGACUCUGAGCAGUACCAAGACCAGGUCCAAAGGUUACAACAGAAACUCCAGAUCAUGACAGAAAUGUACCAAGAGAAUGAGCUCAAGCUGCACAGGCUGCUGACGGUGGAGGAGAAGGAGCGCACACAGAAAGAGGAGAAGUUGACUAAAGCGGACAAAAACAUUGCGUUGGCCAUGGAGGAGCUCGGCAACUACAGACAGCGAGCGGGAGAGAUGGAGGAGGAGCUGGAGAAAACCAAACAAUCUUACCAGACUCAAAUAUCGGCACACGAGAAGAAGGCUCACAAUAACUGGCUGGCAGCCCGAGGAGCAGACCGACAGCUCACAGACAUCAGGAGAGAGAACGCCCUCUUUAGACAGAAGCUCACAGACACACAGUUUAAACUAGACGCCCUCGACAAAGAUCCCUACGCCUUGGACAGCUUGGCUCGGCCACUGCCCUUCAGAGCAGAAAGGUCCCCGUACGGUCCGUCUCCUCUGGGUCGACCUGCAUCUGAAACCAGAGCUUUUCUGUCUCCUCCGACAUUAAUGGACGGCCCGCCGGCUCGACUGUCUCCUAGAGUGACUCGUGGUCCAAUGGAGCCCCCAGGUGGCCAAGGAGAGCUGGAGCGAAGCGGAGGUCCUCAUUCAGACAGCGGCUCGAUCUCUCCAACAUGGGAGAGAGAUCGCAGGGGACCCCCACCAGGACCCCAUGGCCCCCCCGGGCCCCUAGGACCUCCAGGCUAUAUGUUCCCAGAACCAGGAGGUCCGAUGUACAGGAGACCUCCUCCAGGACCUCUGGGCCCUUUGCCUCCUCUCGGCCCUCUUCAUCCCAGGGGUCUCCCCCCGGGUCCCCCUCACCCUUUAGACAUGGCAGAUGGCCCCUACAGAGAAAACAGCCACGGGCCCGGGGAACUGGAACACAGAGAGUCUGGUCCUGGGGAUCGAAGGACUCCCCCUGAAGCGGAUCUAAGGUUCGGGGGCGCACCCCCUCCCGGCCACCCGAUGGGUCCCAUGGGUGGCCCCUUUCCUCGUAGAGCCCCCUAUGGACCGCCACCUCCUGAUUUCUACCCGCCCAGGGGACCCGCGGGCCCUCCCAUGAUGCCGAUGUGGGCCCCUCCACCUCAGAGGAUGAUGCUGCCUCGUUUCCCACCCGGCGGGCCUCUUGGCCCUCGCCCUCAAUACGCUCCCCAGAUGUGCCCCCCUAUGCUCGACGGCCCCCCACACCCUUCCAUGGGUCCUCUCCCUCCUCGGCAGUCUGGUCCCUCCCCGCCGUACAGCCAGUCGUCAGAGGAGCGCACGCCCUUGCCCGAGGACGCCAUUUGAGCCUCAUCAGGUUCUUCAUCUUGAGCUGCGAGGUGAUGGUUAAAGUUGAAAUCGCCGGUAGAUGGGACGGUUGGGCAGGUGGCUGUUUCCCAUCACUCUGUUUUCUUAACGUCUACGUGUUAGCUAAUGAAGGGGUGUUACCGCCGGGGAAACCAUCAGCCUUCAUUACCCCAGUUUGUUGCCGUCUGUCUGCUUCUGCUCUUUCCCUUUCUCUCUCUCGCUCUCUCGCUCUGCCCUCUCAUCAUCCAGCUAUCUUCCCUGUGAAUUAGUUCCUGUUCCUGCGGAGUUGGUGUCAGCAGCAGCAUCACGGCAGCUUAAUCUGUGUGUGUGCGUGUGUGAGUGUGCGUGUGCGUGUGUGUGGAAUGCCAGAAAUUUUUAUUGUCACUCAAAGGUUGACAUGCUGUAUGUGACAGAGAAUCGAUGGUUUUACGCGUUGCAUCAGUGAUCAUUUCAUCCCGACGGCACAGAAAGAGAAAUGGCUUCUGCUACGGUCAUUAUCAUGAAGAAAAAAAAGUGUACAACAAAAGCGAGCCAUUUAGCAUCCACGUGGGCUUUGACCAAGCUCGGGCUCCACCUAAAUCUGAUCCCUCUCGUUUCGUCAGCGACUGAACUGACGUGAUCUUGAACUCUAAAUAUUCCUCAGAGGUCAAACUAGAAACUAGGAUUAAACUGCGUCACUGAACUUGCCUGGCUGCCCCUGUGGGAUUCAAAGGACUUCACCUCGUCAACAAAGCUGUCGUUUCAAACGGCAGCAACUCAAAAACAGUGCUUUUGAUUAAGCUCCAAGGACUUUGGUUUGUGGCCUCGGCUUGAACAAAGAACAAGAGAAGGUGGCUCAUCGUAGCCGCUUGUGACUCGUGCUGCCUGUCAGAGCGGCGAGACGCACGGACGGACUUGGAGAGCCGGGAAGACGACACCCAUGUGAAUUUUGUAAAAAAAAAAAAAUUAUUAUUAUUAACGGAUGAAUAAAGACUGUCAAAUUGACAA
Molecule: messenger RNA, 3575 nt
Organism: Cyclopterus lumpus (lumpfish)
Lineage: Eukaryota; Metazoa; Chordata; Actinopteri; Perciformes; Cyclopteridae
Product: melanoma inhibitory activity protein 2-like
Exons: 23
Coding region: 144-2588 (814 amino acids)
Biological process (GO): protein secretion; vesicle cargo loading; endoplasmic reticulum to Golgi vesicle-mediated transport
Cellular component (GO): endoplasmic reticulum membrane; endoplasmic reticulum exit site
Source: RefSeq, a predicted model, not a curated record